AUGGCCGACGAAACCAUUGUAGAGUUGAACGAGCGGUUCGGUUCGGGGACCAAGGAUCUCGAGGCCGAUGUGGUGGCAGAACUCAAAUCCAUCAUGGGCAUGCACCAGUUGUCGGUGCAGGAUUUGUUCUUCAAAUGGGAGUCUUACGGCAUGAAGAUGGGGAUGGACGAUUUCAAGGCAUCCAUCGACCAUCUCCGCGCAUUCAAGCAGAACCUACAGGACGAACUCGUGCGGAGCAACCGGUCACAAGUGCACAUCAAGACGGAGAAGCGAGGGGGUGCCACCCCGCGGGUGGCCAAGGGGGGCGGUGAUGUAUUUGGGAUGCUGGAUGGGCUUGCAACACCGGGCGCCGGGAGAACCAAGACGAUUGGUAGGAGGACACCUGCAGUUUCGCGGGUGAAGGCCGAGCCAACUAGCUCCCCCCUGAAAAUGGAAGACCAACUAAACGCCCUGGGCGUAAUCCCUCCGUCAUCGUUCAAUGACAGGUCAAACGCCGGCGAAGUACUGGAGAUCCUCAACGAGAAACUCGAACCCGCCGAACCCCCGAUCUCUCCCUUCCCCGAACCCCGUAUCAAACUUACGGCCACGUCAGACCAAAAAAAACUUGGCUACAAAGGGCUGGCGAUGAAACUAUCAGAGGCAUCCGAAAUCCUGGACGACCGGAUAGACGACUUCAUCAGCCUAGUGACCGAACACCACAAGCUCGAAGACUCGGCAUUCGGGAGCCCCGCGAGCCAAGGAACCGCCGAGAUCGUGGCCGUCGGGCGCAUCGCAUCAGACUCCCCCGAAGGCAAACUCAACGCGGCCUCACUAGUCCUGGAAUCCUCAAGACGGUUGGGCAACGGCCUGCGCGUACCCCUCAACCUUAGCAAACUCCAAGGCUACCAAUUCUUCCCCGGCCAGAUCGUCGCCCUCCGCGGCAUUAACACCUCCGGCCGGGACUUCACUGUCCACCAAGUCCUCGACAUCCCACUCCUCCCCAACGCCGCCUCCGACCCGGACACCCUCGCCAGCCACCUCGCCCGACUGCGCGGCGGCCCGGACGCCAUGGACUCCGACGACACCCCGCCCCCCCCCCUAACCAUCCUCUUCGCCUCCGGCCCCUACACCGCCGACGACAACCUAGACUUCGAGCCCCUCCACACCCUCUGCAGCGAAGCAGCCGACAUCUACGCGGACGCCGUCGUCCUCACCGGCCCCUUCCUCGACGCGGAGCACCCCCUUCUCGCGGCGGGCGACUUCGACCUGCCCCCUGAAGCCUCCUACAACGCCGACACGGCGAGCAUGUCCACGGUCUUUAAAUACCUCGUCACCCCGGCCCUCAACCGCCUCGCGGCCUCCAACCCGUCCGCCACCGUCCUGCUCGUACCGUCCGUGCGCGACGUGCUCGCCAAGCACGUCUCCUGGCCGCAGGACGCCUUCCCGCGGCGGGAGCUGGGCCUGCACAAGGCGGUGCGCAUCAUCGGGAACCCGAUGACGCUGAGCAUGAACGAGAUGGUGCUGGGCGUGAGCAGCCAGGACGUGCUGUGGCAGCUGCGUCACGAGGAGCUCGUGGGGGGCGCGGGCUCCGCGGGGGAUGCGCUCUCGCGCCUGAGUCGCUAUUUGGUGGAGCAGCGGCAUUUUUUCCCGUUGUUUCCGGCUGUGGAUAGGAAGCGGUUGCCGAAGACGGGCGCGGUGGACGGGGCGGGUGGGGGCGUGCCGCCGGGGGCGAUGCUCGAUGUUAGUUAUUUGAAGUUGGGGGAGAUGGUGGAGGUGAGGCCGGAUGUGUUGGUUGUGCCGAGUGCGAUGCCGCCGUUCGCAAAGGUUGUGGACAGCGUGCUCGCCAUCAACCCUGGUAGCUUGUCCAAGCGGAAAGGUGCCGGGACCUACGCGAAGAUGACGCUCUACCCGCCGUCCCAGGAUAAUACUGUAAGCGGGGGUAUGGUUGCGCAUAUGAUAUUCGAGAGGGCGAGGGUGGAAAUAACGAAGAUUUGA
Chaetomium globosum CBS 148.51 is the source of this 1974-nucleotide messenger RNA. RefSeq lists its product as uncharacterized. Gene Ontology annotation, biological process: DNA replication; DNA replication initiation. Lineage: Eukaryota; Fungi; Ascomycota; Sordariomycetes; Sordariales; Chaetomiaceae. Gene Ontology annotation, cellular component: alpha DNA polymerase:primase complex. The record is from RefSeq and is a predicted model, not a curated record. Bases 1 to 1974 code for a protein of 657 amino acids. Gene Ontology annotation, molecular function: DNA binding. The transcript has 3 exons.